GAAAGAGACAACACGGCCCAACUUCCGGGAAUAUUGAGGUUGUUGGGGACAGGGAACACUAGGCUGAGUUACCGAAUCUUAUUAUAGACACAGUUUCUUUCAGUUUGGUUGAUCAAAUAUAUGACAGUAAACAUUUGGUAACGUUACUUCAAUAUUGUCAUCAUUUCACCAUAAACACAUUUUUCAUUUGGAAAUAGAAUUCGUCGCAUUAGAGGUUUUCGGACGUCAUACGUUUUUCGACGGCCAUGUUAUCGCGAUUACUCGCGGUAAAACGGGGGGAGUAGCAUUACACAGACAUUGUAAAUAAUCAGAUGAUAGCUUGUUUUUAAGAGAAAGUUGUCUUUUAAAAACGAAUAAGAUGUUUCACAGUUGUUCAUGUAAAUAGAGAGAAAAGUGUGAAUCUUUCUAAGCGUCCGAAAACCCAUAAAACUGGGAUACACAUAGAUCUAUUAUAGGUACAAUUUGGACAGGUUCUACCAGCUUCUUUGCAGGGAUAUUUUGUUCCCAUUUCUAGAAUCAUUGACAGGUAACAUACAACGAAAGGUCUAUUGAACUCAGACACUGAACAUGGAAACUUCCAUGAUAUAUGUAAGACAGUUACACUCCCAAAAUUAUGACCAAACUCUCUUUCUUACAUUGAUCAUAACAAGAUCUAAAUGCAAUAAUAUUAAUAGAAAUGCAUGACACUGAUCGCGGCAUGGAGCUUAAUGUGGAUGAAUAAUGUAAUCUGAACAUAGCAUUUGAUGUCUAUUUAUAAAUACCUUUUGAUUUAUAAAUACCUUUUUAUUCUCCUCUUAUGUCUAUGUCAAUAUCAACACGUCAAGUAGAUCUAACACGAGAUUUGAAAACGAGCUUCCAAGACGAAACAAGGUGUCCCGGCUUGUUGAUGAUGCUGAGAAGGUCCACAGUGUAGUUGCGUCUCCAUGCUGUAGACCAUGGCCAGCAACAUGGAGUCGCUGUGGUACGACCACUACCAGGGGGCCGUGUACCCCCUGGAUCUCCAUGCUCAAGCCAACUGUGCCUGGUCCAAGUCACCCAAGGGAAAAGUUCCGACCCUUACCCACUUAUGUGCUGCUUAUAUUGUCAAGGAUUCCACCAUGACCUACCAGGCGGUUGAAGUGAUGCCCCAGACAUUAUGUUUGCCUCUCAUGCAUGAAGCGUUGCUUGGCAACCGUGAUAGAGCAAUUGAGGUUCUUUUAUCUCAUUGGCCAUUGUCAACCAUGUCUCUGUCGGGAUUAGCACCUCCCGUGUUCACGUCGCUGUUACCACUGUACAACUCUGUGUACCUGGCAGACAUUGUGAGGCAAAGUCUUCGUUAUACCACAACAAUGGCUCACACAUUCAUAGAAAGUCUACGCAAAAGACAGCCAACUAAUCUACGGUACCUUGACCUAACUGGGUACCCUACAGCUGAGGUAAUUGUGUACUUCCUGGCAUCACAUGUGAUGCUGGCGUUCACUGAAUCACAGCAGAACAAGCAGAUCCGUCUCUACAAUGACACUAUCCCCAGCUAUGACCGUCCAGACCUCCCAGCCCACAUUGAUCCUGUGCUGCCUUCACUACCAGAAAACUGUAUUAUGAUUAAACUUGAUGCCUUCGUGACAUCGGAGUCCACUCACAGUGAGCUGUGUAAGGCCCUGAAGGUGUCCAGCUUCCCCCACAGUCGGGUCAGGCUGUGCAUCGUCCGUCUUGGCGCUACGUGUCUCGGAGAGGCUAGACUAAGCAUUCUCCUCAAGGUCCUCAUAGCUGAGUAUGUUCAGGGGCUGCAGCUCAAGUACAACUCCCUCACCAUUGACGACAUCGUCAAGCUAAGUCCAGCGUUCUCAACCCUCGUCAACCUGACAGCCCUGGACUUGUCCUGCAACUCCAUCUACUUCUAUAUGAGUGAUGCUGCCACUGACAGACUCUCCGAAACAUUCACACACAUGCCUAACCUGGCCAGGCUGGAUCUCAGUAACAACAGAAUCAAAACUAAGUUGCGAAGGCUUUUGUCUAACAUUCCCAAACCUCUUCAGUACUUAAGAGUGGCAGCAUGUGGACUUACAGUGUCUGAUAUCACUUACCUUUCUGUAUCCCAUCAUACAAUGGGCCUCUGUGAACUUGACCUCAGUGAAAAUAGUCUUGGUCCCGCAUGCCGGAACCUCAGCAAACUUCUUAGUGCUUUAGCAAAUACAUUGCUUGUGUUUGAAGCAGAAGACUGUGGACUCAUGGAUGAACAUUUUGAGUAUUUGCUGCCAAGUUUCUCCAUGUUAAAGUAUGUGCUGUUUCUAAACCUGGCCGAGAACCGUGUAUCUCGAGAGGCACUGGUUUACAUCACAGAAGCUGUUGCCCAACUCCCGCAGUUGAAGGUCUUCCGGACUUCCUACCCAACAGACUGCUACCACCAUGACUCGGAGGAGAUUGAGGAGGAGGAAAGAAUAACAACUGUUGCUAGGUUACGAGAUAUUGUAUCCAAGACAUCUGAAUCCCGGCCACAGAUUGGGAUCAUGCAGCUAGUGGUUGUUGAGUUGGAGAGGAUUUUCAUGGACGAAUCCUGAAUGGAUUGGUGAUAUUAUCAAUAGAAGAUAAACUCAAAAACAGUCCAGAGUCCAAAAGAGUGUGUCUUGGGGCUUGUUGAAAAUAUCUAUUUCCCCAGAUGCCAUUAUCAAUAGGCCUGGAACACUAUCUAUAUUGUCUAACCUCUCAUUGGAUUGAUGAAGUGGUAUAUCUACAUACUGUGGCCAUCUUCUGAAGUGGUAUGUCUACAUGCUGUGGACAUCUUCUGAAGUGGUAUGUCUACAUGCUGUGGACAUCUUCUGAAGUGGUAUGUCUACAUGCUGUGGACAUCUUCUGAAGUGGUAUGUCUACAUGCUGUUGACAUCUUCUGAAGUGGCAUGUCUACUUGCAGUGCAAAUCUUCUGAAGUCGUAUGUCUACAUGCUGUUGACAUCUUCUGAAGUGGCAUGUCUACAUGCAGUGGAAAUCUUCUGAAGUGGUAUGUCUACAUGCUGUUGACAUCUUCUGAAGUGGCAUGUCUACAUGCUGUGGACAUCUUCUGAAGUGGUAUGUCUACAUGCUGUUGACAUCUUCUGAAGUGGUAUGUCUACAUGCUGUGGACAUCUUCUGAUGUGGUAUGUCUACAUGCUGUGGACAUCUUCUGAAGUGGUAUGUCUACAUGCUGUGGACAUCUUCUGAAGUGGUAUGUCUACAUGCUGUGGACAUCUUCUGAAGUGGCAUGUCUACAUGCAGUGGACAUCUUCUGAAGUGGUAUGUCUACAUGCUGUGGACAUCUUCUGAAGUGGUAUGUCUACAUGCUGUGGACAUCUUCUGAAGUGGUAUGUCUACAUGCUGUGGACAUCUUCUGAAGUGGUAUGUCUACAUGCAGUGGCCAUCAUCUGAAGUGGUAUGUCUACAUGCUGUUGACAUCUACUGAAGUGGCAUGUCUACAUGCAGUGGAAAUCUUCUGAAGUGGUAUGUCUACAUGCUGUUGACAUCUUCUGAAGUGGCAUGUCUACAUGCAGUGGAAAUCUUCUGAACUGGUAUGUCUACAUGCUGUUGACAACUUCUGAAGCGGUAUGUCUACAUGCUGUGGACAUCUUCUGAAGUGGUAUGUCUACAUGCAGUGGACAUCUUCUGAAGUGGUAUGUCUACAUGCUGUGGCCAUCUUCUGAAGUGGAAUGUCUACAUGCAGUGGAAAUCUUCUGAAGUGGUAUGUCUACAUGCUGUUGACAUCUUCUGAAGUGGCAUGUCUACAUGCAGUGGAAAUUUUCUGAAGUGGUAUGUCUACAUGCUGUUGACAUCUUCUGAAGUGGCAUGUCUACAUGCAGUGGCCAUCUUCUGAAGUGGUAUGUCUACAUGCUGUGGACAUCUUCUGAAGCGGUAUGUCUACAUGCUGUUGACAUCUUCUGAAGUGGUAUGUCUACAUGCUGUGGAUAUCUUCUGAAGUGGUAUAUCUACAUGCUGUGGACAUCUUCUGAAGUGGUAUGUCUACAUGCUGUUGACAUCUUCUGAAGUGGUAUGUCUACAUGCUGUGGAUAUCUUCUGAAGUGGUAUGUCUACAUGCUGUGGACAUCUUCUGAAGCGGUAUGUCUACAUGCUGUGGACAUCUUCUGAAGUGGUAUGUCUACAUGCUGUGGAUAUCUUCUGAUGUGGUAUGUCUACAUGCUGUGGACAUCUUCUGAAGUGGUAUGUCUACAUGCUGUUGACAUCUUCUGAAGUGGUAUGUCUACAUGCAGUGGCCAUCUUCUGAUGUGGUAUGUCUACAUGCUGUUGACAUCUUCUGAAGUGGUAUGUCUACAUGCUGUUGACAUCUUCUGAAGUGGUAUGUCUACAUGCAGUGGACAUCUUCUGAAUUGGUAUGUCUACAUGCUGUGGACAUCUUCUGAAUUGGUAAAUUCAACAACAAUCUUUAUCGAUUAUGAAGACCUUGCUCAAGGUACUUUAACCUAAGAAUGUUGAUAUGCAUUUGAACAGUGUGCUGUUCUCUAGUACAAGGGUUAAAAAGUAAAGUUUGAUUUUCAAAAUACUGGAACUGUGUCCUUAAAUUGUGAUAUAUUGGUAAUAUUCCUUCUGUUCAUGUGUGUUUUUGGAAUGUCACAAGCUGUAAUCUACAAGUGAUACCCUGAUGUACACCAGGAACUUCUCACCCUGCAACGUUUUAGGUCCACAAUGUUUCAGCAGUCCCCAACAAAUUUUGCGGUAAAAUUAUCAAAAUUCUGCAGCUAAAAUCACUCAAUUCUGCAGUAAAAACAACCCUUUAUACCCCUAAACAAUUAUUGUAAAUUCCUAUGCAUAGUGUCACUGAUAUUUCUGAGAUAUAUUUGCAAUUCUGCGGUAAGUUACAUUUUCUGCAAAUCUUUCCUUAUUCGGAGAAUUUGUCCAGGAUUAUUUCAGGUCUAAGGUCAGAGAAGGUCACAGAAACAUGCAGACCUACAAAUUGUCAUUCAACAAAGGACCUGCAAAUUAUUCAAAUUGAAGCAAAUAUAUUGUCCAUUUUAUAUUUGACAUCUAUUUCUUUCAAAUGACGUUUAUCAUUGAAUGUUGCUUCUCAAAUCAUGCUGAUAUUGAAAAAAUGAAUUUUGUUAAGAUUUGAUUUCUGUCAACAUUCAGAUGGUGAUGUCAAGGUCACAAAUGCAAGCUUAUUUAUUUGCUAAGGAUGUUUGUGACCAAGUUGUGACCAACUUUAUGUUGGUCACAUGAGGCACUUCAUAUGAUGGUGUAGUUCUCAUUACAGCACAUGUGUUGAUUGAUUCACUAAUUGCUGUGCUGUAUAAAUGUUUAUGAUUGAAACUCCAAAGAAUUAAUUGGAAAUCAGAGGUAGGUUGUGAUAAAUCCUAACCUGCAAUAAAACAGUUCCCUAAAAGGAACAUAAGGAUAAAAAUUACAAUUAUUUAUUAAUUUAUUUUUGAAUAUAUUUGUAAAUAUUUUAAAACAAAUGUCUGUAAAAUGUUUUCUAAAAUAUAUGUGAAAUGUAAAUAUGAGAACAUACAUACCCUCUUAAUUAUUUGUAUAUACUUCUGUUGCUCUCACUUUGCAUUACUAUUUUCUUGUUUUGUAAGUAAACAUAAAGCUAGUAGACUUCCCUUACUUGUUAUGUGGAAGGGUACAGACGAACCAAAGAAUUCUGACAUCGUCUGUAGUUACGUAAUAGGACACUCGUUUUUUGGAAA
Haliotis rufescens (red abalone) is the source of this 5647-nucleotide messenger RNA. RefSeq names its product leucine-rich repeat-containing protein 14-like. Lineage: Eukaryota; Metazoa; Mollusca; Gastropoda; Lepetellida; Haliotidae. The transcript is spliced from 5 exons. The record is from RefSeq and is a predicted model, not a curated record. Gene Ontology annotation, cellular component: cytoplasm. The coding region runs from base 936 to 2537 and encodes 533 amino acids.